UUUGCGUGCAAGUUAACGAUGGAUUUCUCACCUUAUUUUCUCCCACUCGAAUGAAGUGGUUGGGCUGCGAAUCCGACAUCUUUGUCUAAAGUUAUUGAUUUUCACAUCCCUAUGUUACAAACACAAAAUCUCCUCCUCCUCCUUUUUCUUUCUUUAUUAAGCUUUCCCAUUCUCAUAAUUCACCAUUAGUUGCACCUACAAAUUAUACACCCUUUUGAAAUGAAAGCAUUUCCCCUUCAGCAAGAAACUUGGCCUACAUUUAUAUCCAACGUUACUUUUUCAUUAUUCUGAAUUCCACUAGGCUUGUUAGUGUUUUCACUCCUUAAUUAACCACCAAUUACAUCCAUAAAUGGCGGCCAUCAGCAGCAUCCGUUUACAAUUUCCACGGAAUUUAAACGAUUCAAGGAAGAAGGACAUGAGUUUUUAUGCUCCGUCCAACAUUACUAACGUGUUUAAUAAUAAACGAAGGUUUUUGUCGGUGGCCGCAAGUUAUAGUGAUAAUCCUCGAAAAAUGGACACUGCCAGCAGAGUAAAUGUGAAUGGAAUACACGUGGCGGAGGCUCCUCUUCAAGCCGGAAGGUUGGCAAAGGAAAGUGCAGCAGAUGAAGCUAUUGUUACCAGCUUGCGUGGAAGGUUUGUGGAGGAUAAGUUUGUAUUUAGGCAAAUUUUUGUUAUCAGGUCUUACGAAAUUGGACCAGAUAAAACUGCUACCAUGGAGACACUCAUGAAUUUUCUUCAGGAAACUGCUUUAAAUCAUGUGACUAGCUCUGGGAUUGGGGGAGAAGGAUUUGGAGCAACUCGCGAGAUGAGCCUUCGGAAACUCAUUUGGGUUGUUACUCGUAUUCAACUUCAAGUUCAGAAAUAUAACAAAUGGGGAGACGAAAUUGAAGUUGACACUUGGGUCGAUGCCGCUGGAAAGAAUGGAAUGCGAAGAGAUUGGAUAAUCAGGGAUCACUACACCAAAGAGAUCAUAACAAGAGCCACAAGCACAUGGGUGAUCAUGAAUAGACAAACAAGAAGACUUUCCAAGAUCCCUGAAGAGGUGAAGCAAGAGCUUGUUCCUUUUUACCUAAACAGGCUUGCCGUUCCUACCGAAGAAGUAGACUGUGAGAAGAUAGACAAACUCACUGAUGACACAGCUGAGAGAAUCCGAUCUGGAUUGGCUCCAAGGUGGAACGAUAUGGACGCUAACCAGCAUGUCAACAAUGUGAAAUACAUUGGAUGGAUUUUAGAGAGUGUGCCGAUUGAAGUUCUAGAACAUUAUAAUAUGACGAGCAUGACUUUGGAGUAUCGACGUGAAUGUACACAGUCAAAUAUUGUGGAAUCCAUGACGUGUCCAACAGCAAGUGUUUUAGAGUCCAACAAUAAUUCCAAGAACAGAAAACCGGACCUGCAAUACACACACUUGCUUCGUCUGCAACAUGAUAAAGCAGACGUUGUUCGAGCCAGAACUGAGUGGAAUUUCAAGCAAAACCAACAGUGAUACAUAACAUUGACAAAAAGCACAGUAUCUUUGGAUCUUAUCUUGUACCCUUUUCUCUAUUUUCCUUUUAGCUUUUCGCUCUCGUGGUUUUCCUUUCUAGGAUCCUUUACGUUCUACAUUCAUUACAUUUGUCCUUAAUCCUAUUUUGUAAAUUCUUUGAGGAGAACUAUAGGUCGCUAAUUAUUCAGAAAUUUAUACAAA
Molecule: messenger RNA, 1684 nt
Organism: Vigna umbellata (rice bean)
Lineage: Eukaryota; Viridiplantae; Streptophyta; Magnoliopsida; Fabales; Fabaceae
Product: palmitoyl-acyl carrier protein thioesterase, chloroplastic-like
Biological process (GO): fatty acid biosynthetic process
Molecular function (GO): fatty acyl-[ACP] hydrolase activity; acyl carrier activity
Source: RefSeq, a predicted model, not a curated record